Gavia stellata (red-throated loon) is the source of this 1049-nucleotide messenger RNA. RefSeq names its product hes related family bHLH transcription factor with YRPW motif 2 (gene HEY2). Gene Ontology annotation, molecular function: RNA polymerase II cis-regulatory region sequence-specific DNA binding; DNA-binding transcription factor activity, RNA polymerase II-specific; protein dimerization activity. The coding region runs from base 42 to 1049 and encodes 335 amino acids. NCBI's taxonomy places the organism in Eukaryota, Metazoa, Chordata, Aves, Gaviiformes, Gaviidae. Gene Ontology annotation, cellular component: nucleus. The record is from RefSeq and is a predicted model, not a curated record. Gene Ontology annotation, biological process: anterior/posterior pattern specification; Notch signaling pathway; regulation of transcription by RNA polymerase II. The transcript has 5 exons.
UCCCACCCCGGCUAUAAACUGCGCCGCGUCUUGUGCCCACGAUGAAGCGACCUUGCGAGGAAACUACCUCAGACAGCGACAUGGACGAGACUAUAGACGUGGGGAGCGAGAACAACUACUCGGGGCAAAGUAAUAGUUCUGUCAUUCGAUCCAAUUCCCCAACAACAACAUCUCAGAUUAUGGCCAGAAAGAAAAGAAGAGGGAUUAUAGAGAAAAGGCGCCGUGAUCGUAUAAAUAACAGUUUAUCAGAGCUGAGGCGACUUGUGCCAACUGCUUUUGAAAAACAAGGAUCUGCCAAAUUAGAAAAAGCGGAAAUACUGCAAAUGACAGUGGAUCAUCUGAAAAUGCUGCAGGCAACAGGAGGUAAAGGUUAUUUUGACGCUCACUCCCUGGCCAUGGAUUUCAUGAGCAUUGGCUUCCGGGAGUGUCUGACAGAAGUCGCGAGGUACCUGACUUCGGUGGAAGGUCUCGACACAUCCGACCCCCUGCGCGUUAGACUCGUGUCUCACCUCAGCACUUGUGCCUCUCAGAGGGAAGCCGCCGCCAUGACCUCCUCCAUGGCCCACCACCACCACCCCUUGCACCCUCACCACUGGGCAGCCGCCUUUCACCACCUCCCGGCCGCUCUGCUGCAGCCGAACGGACUCCACGCCUCCGAGGCCGCCCCGUGCAGACUCUCCUCGGACGUGCCCCCCCACGGCUCCGCCCUGCUCACCGCCACCUUCGCCCACGCCGACGCCGCCCUCAGAGUCCCCUCCGCUGGCAGCGUCGCUCCCUGUGUGCCCCCUCUCUCUACCUCCCUCUUGUCCCUCUCGGCUACCGUUCACGCCGCGGCAGCGGCAGCCACGGCUGCUGCCCAGAGCUUCCCCCUCUCCUUCACCGGCGCCUUCCCCAUGCUUCCCCCCAGCGCGGCUGCUGCCGCCGUGGCUGCGGCGACGGCCAUCACCCCUCCGUUGGCCGUAUCGGCCACCGCCAGCCCUCAGCAGGCCGGCAGCGGGGGCAGCACGAAACCGUACCGACCCUGGGGGACUGAAGUUGGAGCCUUUUAA